Lathyrus oleraceus (garden pea) is the source of this 558-nucleotide messenger RNA. RefSeq lists its product as uncharacterized. Bases 1 to 558 code for a protein of 185 amino acids. Lineage: Eukaryota; Viridiplantae; Streptophyta; Magnoliopsida; Fabales; Fabaceae. The transcript is spliced from 3 exons. The record is from RefSeq and is a predicted model, not a curated record.
AUGACUCGUCUGAUGGCUCAAGCUAAUGAGGCCUUCCUGGUGAAUCAACAAGCUAAUCAAAAUCAGAAUGGGGAAGCUGAUGAGUUUCGAGGACUAGGAAAAUUCCAAAAGUAUAACCCUCUCACGUUUAAGGGAAGGCAUGAUCUUGACGAUCCAAGUGGAAAAGAAAUUCAGAAAGUUGCAAUCGAGUAUGAAAAUAGUGGGGGAGGUGCUCCUAUUCCUUUGAGGCAUGGAAGGUUUCGAAAGCAAGUUGAUGUUCCUAACCCUAAGGAGAUUGAAUUCUUAAAGUUAAAGCAAGGUAAUAUGUAUAUGGUUGACUAUGCAGCCAAAUUUGAGGAACUAUUUAGGUAUUGUCCUCAAUAUAAUUGUGUGGAUGUUGAAUGUUCCAUAUGUGUGAAGUUGGUAAAUGGUAUGCGCUCCAAGAUUAAGGAGUUUAUUGGAUAUCAGGAGAUUCGUCGUUUCUCGGUGAUGGUUAAUAAGUGCAAGAUUUAUGAUAAACACACUUGGAUAAGAUCUAUUUACUAUAAGAGUGUGAAUGUGAAGAAAUUUGCUAAUUAG